Messenger RNA from Vigna radiata var. radiata (mung bean), 1908 nucleotides. RefSeq lists its product as uncharacterized. Gene Ontology annotation, molecular function: protein kinase activator activity; microtubule binding. NCBI's taxonomy places the organism in Eukaryota, Viridiplantae, Streptophyta, Magnoliopsida, Fabales, Fabaceae. The transcript has 8 exons. The record is from RefSeq and is a predicted model, not a curated record. Gene Ontology annotation, cellular component: mitotic spindle; nuclear microtubule. Gene Ontology annotation, biological process: mitotic spindle assembly; activation of protein kinase activity; regulation of mitotic spindle organization. Bases 166 to 1644 code for a protein of 492 amino acids.
CCUCACUCACACCAAAACUAGCCGUUAGAACAAAGAGCGUCUUCCUCCUUUUCUUACUCUCUGCACACACAAAAUUUCAUUCAUUUUCUCUUCGUCAUUUCCAAUCCAAUUCAAUCAAAAUCAUUUUCUUCUCUCUCUGAUUCUCUACAUCCUUUUCGAUUGCAAAUGGAACUAGCAAGCAACAACAGUAAUCAAUCAACCACCACCACUCCUUCAAAGAAGAAAAACUCAGAAAACACAGAGAAUUUGAACCCUAAUGUGCCUAAUCGAAGCCUUUCUACAAAAUCCCCUGCUUUGAGACCUUCCAAGCCAAGCAACACCAACCUAGUUGUGCAAUCGCCGCAGAACAGGAUCAGGCAGAGGAAGUUCGUGGUGGCCAAGAGGAAUAAUCGAAAGGGUUCUCGAAAUGAUGCCGUUUCAUGCAAAUGCAAGCACAAUGGUGGCGCCAAGUGUGUUUGCAUGGCGUACCAGACCCUGAGGGCUUCCCAGGAGGAGUUUUUCAUCAAAGAGAGGAAGGACUUCGGUGAGGAAGAAGAAGAGGAAAAAGAUGAAAAGGGUUAUGAUUUUGUAACGGAGGGAACAAAAAGUGAGACUGUGGAAAAUGACGAAAAAGAAGACGGAGGUUCCACUGUGAAACGAAGGAGGGAGAGGGACAGGUUGCUGGAAGAGGCAAGGAACAGUGUCCCUGAAAAUGGGUUUGGAAAGGUUAUGCAUUUGGUUAAGGCCUUUGAGAAGCUUCUCACUAUACCAAAAAAUUCAAAGGAAAAAGAUCAUGUGGGGGAUCAGGAUCAAGAUCAGGAUUUUGGAGAGAAAAAGGAUAAGAACAAGGUGAUGAAAUGGGCAUUGCCAGGUUUGCAAUUUGAACAACAACAUGAGGCACUUGAAGCUACUUCUGGUUCCGGUUCUUCUUCAUUUUGUUAUAAUUCUGAUUUGGUUUUGACGUCUGGAAACCUUGGUUUGGAUCAGGGGAUAUCAGUUUCUUCUUCUUGGGACUGUAGCCGUUCAAGUGUGUCGAGUAGGACUUCUAGGGGUAGAAGGAGCCGGAGAAAUAGCUCAGAGUCAUCUGGAACUUUUGGAGGGAAGAGGUGGAAGAGGAAUGAGAGGCUAAGAGUCACUAGGCAACAACCAUUUAAGUUAAGGACAGAGCAAAGGGGAAAGUUGAAAGAGGAAGAAUUUAUGAAAAAAAUACGAGAGAUGACGGCUGAAGAAGAAAGAAUGAGAGUACCAAUUGCUCAAGGUCUUCCAUGGACAACAGAUGAACCUGAGUGCCUGUUGAAACCUGCAGUUAAAGAAAGUACAAAGCCUAUUGACCCAAAGCUUCAUACUGAUAUUCGGGCAAUUGAUCGUGCUGAAUUUGACCAACAGGUUGCAGAGAAAAUGAACUUCAUUGAACAACUCAAGUUGGAAAGGGAAAGACAACAGAAGUUGGCAGAAGAGGAAGAGAUCAAAAGAUUGAGGAAGGAACUCAUUCCAAAGGCUCAACCAAUGCCUUACUUUGAUAGACCUUUUGUCCCAAGGAGGUCGAUGAAGCAUCCAACAGUACCAAGAGAACCCAAGCUUCAUCUACCCCAAGCUCAACACAAGAAGAUGAAGUGUUUGUUGUCAUGGAAUGACAUGAACACCUACUCCUCGUAUCUCAACUAAGCAUCCAAUGGCCACUUGCUGAUAUGUUCAAGGGAAUGAAUGCUCAUUUUUCCAUGAUUCUCUCUCCAGAGUAUUAAUUUUUUGUACAUGGCCAACUCAAUACAUAUAUGGUUGCAAAUUCUUUUUUGCCAAGUAUAUCAAUGUUAUGGACAAUCACAGUUUGAGAUCUUCAUUGAAAUGCAAAUUAAUUCACUUUGUACUACAUAUAUUUUACCUUUUUCUUGCUGUUGUUAGGUCAAUUAUAUGAAAUUGGAAAUGGAGCAU